CUAAAUGACUAAAAUGUAACCGCCGAUUCCACUAUUGUUGCUCACUCUAAUGUCUAUGUUCACAAAGCACUGUUCUCCGUUACCCAGAAUGCCUAGUUUGUUGCUGCCUGACCAAGGAGUGACUGACUGACUGACUAGCUAGCUAGUACGUACAUCUGCCCUACUUUUUGUACUAGCUAUGCAUUUUAAUGUAAUAACUAACGUUAGCGAAUAGCCGAGGGAAAAUAAGAAGAGAACUACAACACUGUGGUUGAAAUAAUUGCGGCAAUGCCUCUCUUCACGUCCAAUCCAUUUGAACAAGAUGUUGAGAAAGCCACCAGUGAGAUGAACACAGCGGAGGACUGGGGCCUCAUCCUGGACCUCUGUGAUAAGAUAGGACAGUCUCGCUCCGGGCCUAAAGAAUGUCUUCGUUCCAUUAUGAGACGAGUUAACCACAAGGAUCCCCACGUUGCCAUGCAGGCUCUGACGCUACUUGGUGCCUGUGUUUCCAACUGUGGGAAGAUAUUCCAUCUAGAAGUGUGCUCCAGAGAGUUUGCCAGUGAGGUCAGCAACGUUUUAAACAAGGGCCACCCUAAGGUGUGUGAGAAGUUGAAGGCUCUGAUGGUAGAGUGGGCAGAGGACUUUAGGAGCGACCCUCAGCUCAGCCUGAUUUCAGCCAUGAUCAAGAACCUCAGGGAACAGGGGGUCACCUUCCCUGCUGUGGGCUCUCAGGCUGCAGAGAAAGCUAAAGCAAGUCCUGCUUUAGUGGCCAAGGAUCCAUCCACCCUAACCAACAAGAAGGAGGAGGAAGACCUGGCCAAAGCCAUAGAGUUGUCUCUAAAGGAGCAGCGUGGUCAGCCUGGGUCAGGGCUGUCUGGGUCAGGGCUGUACCCCAGUGCCUAUUUCCUCUCUUCCCAGAGGCCUGAGGGCAGGAAGGUCAGGGCCAUCUAUGACUUUGAGGCUGCAGAGGACAACGAGCUCACCUUCAAGUCUGGAGAGAUCAUCUCUAUCCUGGACGACAGUGACCCCAACUGGUGGAAAGGAGAAACGUAUCAGGGAGUUGGACUAUUCCCCUCAAACUUUGUAACGGCUGAUCUGACUGCAGAGCCUGAGAUGAUGAAGACAGAAAAGAAGUCAGUGCAGUUCAGUGAGGAGAUCCAGGUGGAGCGCAUAGAGCCUGAACCUGAAGCGGUCUACAUAGACGAGGAGAAGAUGGACCAGCUGCUGCAGAUGAUCCAGAGUGCAGAUCCAACAGACAACCAGUCUGACGCCUGUGAACUGCUACAGCUGGAAGGUGAGACCAACUAACUAACUAACUAUUACUACCUAACUAACUGCUACAGCUGGAGGGUGAGACCAACUUACUAACUAUUACUACCUAACUAACUGCUACAGCUGGAGGGUGAGACCAACUUACUAACUAACUAACUAACUAACUAUUACUACCUAACUAACUGCUACAGCUGGAGGGUGAGACCAACUUACUAACUAACUAACUAACUAUUACUACCUAACUAACUGCUACAGCUGGAAGGUGAGACCAACUAACUAACUAACUAUUACUACCUAACUAACUGCUACAGCUGGAGGGUGAGACCAACUUACUAACUAUUACUACCUAACUAACUGCUACAGCUGGAGGGUGAGACCAACUUACUAACUAACUAACUAACUAUUACUACCUAACUAACUGCUACAGCUGGAGGGUGAGACCAACUUACUAACUAACUAACUAACUAUUACUACCUAACUAACUGCUACAGCUGGAAGGUGAGACCAACUAACUAACUAACUAUUACUACCUAACUAACUGCUACAGCUGGAGGGUGAGACCAACUUACU
Messenger RNA from Coregonus clupeaformis (lake whitefish), 1821 nucleotides. RefSeq names its product signal transducing adaptor molecule (SH3 domain and ITAM motif) 1 (gene stam). Gene Ontology annotation, biological process: protein transport to vacuole involved in ubiquitin-dependent protein catabolic process via the multivesicular body sorting pathway. NCBI's taxonomy places the organism in Eukaryota, Metazoa, Chordata, Actinopteri, Salmoniformes, Salmonidae. The coding region runs from base 268 to 1287 and encodes 339 amino acids. Gene Ontology annotation, molecular function: phosphatidylinositol binding; ubiquitin binding. The record is from RefSeq and is a predicted model, not a curated record. Gene Ontology annotation, cellular component: ESCRT-0 complex. The transcript has 10 exons.